AGAUCGCGAGUUUUUAUUUGUCUCUCUCCGCACUUUUGCAAGUUUACUAAGUGCUGGUUCAAGUAUAGCGAGAGCGAAACCAAAAUCGGAACGAGCGAAUGCUUCAUAUUCGGUUGGGCUUAAGCUUUUGCACUGAUUAAGAUCCGACAGACCGACAAGCGGUUAGUACAUACGGUCAACAAGCGCGGGGAUUUUUCGUUUCGCAUACAAAUAUGUUUGGACAACGCUUGUAUAUAUAUGCAUACAUUUGUGAAUAAGAUUGCACGCCCAGGGCCAGGUCCUGCAGUGUUCUGGAUCGAUAUAAUGGAAAAUAUAGAUGGGGUUCCUUGUGCUUUAUGUCUUUGUUAUUGAUGUUCAAUUCAUGACUGGAUCUCAUGAGGCAAAAAAUUAUCCAAAUAAACAAAGUGUAUCUCGUGGCAUAGCGCUCAGCACAAAAUCGCUCCAAUUUUAUCAGGGUCUGAAUUAUUUUGAAUAUAGCACAAUGAAAUUACCAACAUCGGAAGUUGCCAAAAUUGAGAGGUGAUAAAAUAGGAACAACGCUGUAUUUAGAUAAAUUCUGCCUACGUCUCGCAACGAUAUCGCGCCAACUAUAGAAAUGACGGGAUUUAAUACGGUUUUCUUAAUUCCGUUACUGUUUCUCGUCCAGUUUGCCAAACCUGGGGAAUUACCAACGGUCAAAACUGAUACAGCUAAAGAAGGAGUCGGUUUCGAAGUCUUGCUCGCCAAGUUGGACUAUUUGGAGUACAAGUUUAUGGAGCUGGGGUAUGAUCUAAAGGAACAAAAUGAAUUGAUGGCACGGAAUCAAGCUCAUCUCGAUAAGAGCAACGAAGGAAUGGCGUGGAUGGUUAUGCGCUUAGAUGAAGCCCUAGGGCGAAAUUUCAAACAGGUGUUAAGCCAAUCAUGGAAGAUUUUGCAGCAGCAAAAAAGUUGCUCGAAUCACGAAAAUUUACGCAAAGCUUUAUUUAACUUGAAACCCAUUAAGGGACCUUCCGAUAACGUGCGGAUGCUUUCUAAUUUGCAUCAGUUCAAACUCCGAGGUCCGUACGACUCCUGUUCUGCCGAGCCAAACAAAAUAUCCGGAAAGUAUUUACUACAACCAUCUAUGGAGGAUGAACCAUUUGUGGGCUUCUGCGAGCAAACAAAAUUCGGCGGUGGCUGGUUGGUGAUCCAACAUCGGUACGACGGAUCAUUGGACUUUUAUCGUAACUGGACCGAAUUCAAACAUGGUUUCGGAGAAGCUGAUAGAGAAUACUGGAUCGGUUUGGAAUUGUUGCACAAGUUAACUUCAUCGAAAACUUACCAGCUGUUAGUUGAAUUGGAAGACUUCGUUGGGGAUUUCAAAUAUGCUAAGUUUUCCGAUUUCGAAAUUGGAAACGAAACAGAAAAGUACAUGCUGAAAAAAAUAGGAACCUACACUGGAACUGCGGGAGAUUCAUUGGCGUAUCAGAAAGGCAUGAAAUUCACCACACUGGACAGUGACAACGAUGCCAAUUCUGCUAACUGUGCUGAGUCAAAUAGUGGCGCUUGGUGGUACAAUAACUGUCACCAUAGUAAUCUUAAUGGAAAAUAUAUGAACGCAAACGAUGCAAGAUCAGCUUCAUGGUAUCAUUUCAAGAGUGCUUAUUCUGGAUUAAAGUAUACCAGGAUGCUGAUUCGAGAUGUGAACUGAAAUAAGUUACUUUUGCGCUUCAUAAGCUCAAGCAUACAUUGAAUUCAACUUUUUUUGUUGAUGAAUAAAGUGAAAU
Molecule: messenger RNA, 1745 nt
Organism: Wyeomyia smithii (pitcher-plant mosquito)
Lineage: Eukaryota; Metazoa; Arthropoda; Insecta; Diptera; Culicidae
Product: microfibril-associated glycoprotein 4-like
Exons: 3
Coding region: 596-1669 (357 amino acids)
Source: RefSeq, a predicted model, not a curated record